UUUCAGGCUAUCUGCUAGUUCUGUAACUUCUAAUUAUAAUAGUACUCUGCCUAGUUUUAUAACUUAUGAGGUAUCUAUUUCUGCAAAUUCUGAGUUGUCUGGUUCUAUGAAUAAGUUAUCUG
This is a messenger RNA of Racocetra persica, 122 nucleotides long. Lineage: Eukaryota; Fungi; Glomeromycota; Glomeromycetes; Diversisporales; Gigasporaceae. The record is from the annotation of a GenBank genome assembly.